This is a messenger RNA of Cicer arietinum (chickpea), 1173 nucleotides long. RefSeq lists its product as uncharacterized. The record is from RefSeq and is a predicted model, not a curated record. Lineage: Eukaryota; Viridiplantae; Streptophyta; Magnoliopsida; Fabales; Fabaceae.
AUGGAAAUUCCCGAACAUCGCAAGUGGAUGGUUAAUAGGAUGGGUCCUGAUCAAAGAAGAGUAACAGAUGAGUAUAUGGCUGGUGUUUUCGAGUUCGCGCAAUUUGCUUGUGCACAAGAAAAAUUUAAAAAAGAAGGAAAGUUGAGAUGCCUGUGUAAAAUAUGUAAGUGUAAGAAACAUCAGUUAGUUGGCGAUGUCAUGGGACACCUUUGUAUGAAGGGAUUAAUGGAUGGUUACUAUUAUUGGACUAAUCAUGGUGAAAAAAGGCCUCCAAUUCCGCCAGUGGUUUCAAACAACUAUUACAAAUGUAGUGGGGUUCGGGAAGACUUCAAUGACUUUGAGCAAAUGGUAAUGGAUGUAGCUGGACCGUCUCUUGCUGCGCAAGCUCCCUUUUAUAAUGGUUGUGAAAAUUAUUCUGAACUUUCUGCUACAAUACAAGCUUUAAGUAUCAAGUCAGACUUCAAUAUCUCUGAGACUUGCUUUAAUCAAUGGAUGGAUUUUAUGGGAAAGGCGUUGCCAAAUGACAAUCGAAUGCCUGAAAACUUCUAUCGUGCAAAGAAAUCAGUGGAAAAGCUUGGAUUGGGUUGCAUAAAGAUUCAUUGUUGCCCUAAUGGAUGUAUGAUAUAUUACUUUCCUGAUGAUAAAAAUCUUCGUAGUUGUAAAAUUUGUGGUGAAGAUCGUUACAAAAGCGUCAUUAGAAAUGGUAAGGCUAGAGAAGUUCCUUUAAAAAAGAUGUGGUAUUUCCCUCUUAUCCCAAGACUUCAAAGACUUUAUUCGUCAAUGCAAACUGCAAGCCAAAUGAGGUGGCAUCGUGAGAAUAUAAGAGAUCCAGGCUAUUUAUCGCAUCCAUCUGAUGGAGAGGCAUGGAAGCAUUUUGAUGAAAGAUAUCCCGAAUUUUCAAUGGACCCUCGAAAUGUGAGGCUAGGAUUGUGUGCUGAUGGAUUUGCACCAUUUGAUAAAACAGGUAGGACAUAUUCAUGUUGGCCAAUAAUUCUUACUCCUUACAAUCUUCCACCUUGGAUGUGCAUGAGAAGAGAGUUCUUAUUCUCAACCAUUAUAAUUCCUGGCCCUUCCGAUCCAAAAGGGAAGAUUGAUGUGUACAUGCAGCCACUUAUAGAUGACCUUAAACUUUUAUGGAAUUCUGGUCUGAUGACUUAUGAUGUCUCACUAUAG